UUGUAAGCGGUGGCGGCUUUCAACAGAUCUAGAUACGAGGUAGAACAGGGUUAGGUGACGGGGGUGUAGUGGUUGUGAGCGGCGACGACUGGUAGUUUUCUAGGUUCCGAUCCCGGGUGGUGGGUGAUGGCGGUUAGAGGUGGUGGAGUGUUUCUGGUGGGCGAUGGAGGUUAGAGGUGGUGGUGGAUGUUAUCCGGUGAAGGGUGACAUUGAUGGCGGUUCAUAAGUGGUGGUGGGUGUUUGUUAUCCGGUGAAGGGUGACAGUGAUGGCGGUUCAUAAGGAUGCCACAAAUUCAAGUCAAAACUCGAGACACCAACAGUCUCCAUACUCCCACUAGCACCAUUUAUGGACUCAACUCCACCUCCGUUCAAGAUCUCAUCAAAUUGUGUUGCAAAAAGUUAAACCUGCUAUAUGUUGUAAAAUGUUAAAAAGCUCUUAAAGAAUUAUUGUUAUAGAAAUUCUUGUUCCUGUGGAUGCUAAUUGCUAAUUAUUGCAGUAGGCAACUAGAUGGUGCCCUUUUUCUGGCGAGCGGAUCUUGGCCGGCCGGAGGAUAAUGUUUGGUGUUGCCGGAGAAACAGAACAGGUGGAGAUGGAAAUCAAAGAGAAUGCGCGGCGCCGGUGGAAGAAUAUUCAGACGGAUCACCGUUUCUACUCUCAAGGACAAAUGGCGAAAUAUGAAUGGAGGUGGUUGUGUGUCUGGCGGCAGAAGCAAAGCUAGUACUUCUCGCCCGCCGGUUAAGAGAAUAGACCGAAAGUACAAGUACAAUACAAUGAUUUACGAGUCUCUCAGAUACAUUGAAGAUCCCAAUGGAACUGAUGUCGAUACGAUGAUUAACUUUCUUGAGUCAAAGUAUGAGCUACACAGUAACUUUAGAAAAUCAUUUAUUGCAGCGCUUGAAGCACUUGAGGUGAAAGGAUACCUUAAGAAGGUGAAUGACCGCUACAAGGUGAAGAAGGGUAGGUCUUCGGGUGCUAAAACAUCCCGACAAGAGGAUGUUAGGACAAAUACUGUUGAUACUCGAGAACAUCCUGCAAGUGUUGCCAUUAGGGUGGCGUUAGCUGAAACCUAUGAAUACAAGGUAACCAAACUUUGUGAAGAUAAAAAUAAGCUUGAAGAGCUGCUGGAUGAAAGCGUAGCAAUGUUAAUGCUUGCGGAAGGACUCUAUGAACAAUGCAAAAAAUACGGAUCGGUUACUUAUAGUGCUGUUUAAAAGACUGGUUCCAGUGGUACUGGUAAUCUGGUGGUAAAGGUUAAUGAUGCUGAGUUGGUGAUCAUGUUGCUUAAUCUUUUUUUCCUUCAAGGAGAGAUGUAUUGUUGUUGUUUUCAACUCUUGUGGAUUAGGCAAACUCAAAACUUUAGUUCAUGUUUUCUCUCUUUUUUUUUUUUUUUUUUUUUUUUUUUUUUUUUUUUUUUUUUUUGGUGCUCUUAUCUGGUGAAUCAAUGUGAAAAUGUUGCAACAUGGAAAUUUCCCAUAUUUGAAUAAUUGGGUCAAUGUAGAUCACCUUAUGUAGUCUUUAUCA
Molecule: messenger RNA, 1522 nt
Organism: Helianthus annuus (common sunflower)
Lineage: Eukaryota; Viridiplantae; Streptophyta; Magnoliopsida; Asterales; Asteraceae
Product: telomere repeat-binding factor 4
Exons: 7
Coding region: 607-1212 (201 amino acids)
Biological process (GO): nucleosome assembly
Cellular component (GO): nucleosome
Molecular function (GO): double-stranded telomeric DNA binding
Source: RefSeq, a predicted model, not a curated record